Molecule: messenger RNA, 677 nt
Organism: Episyrphus balteatus (marmalade hoverfly)
Lineage: Eukaryota; Metazoa; Arthropoda; Insecta; Diptera; Syrphidae
Gene: RpL12
Product: 60S ribosomal protein L12
Exons: 5
Coding region: 131-628 (165 amino acids)
Biological process (GO): translation
Cellular component (GO): cytosolic large ribosomal subunit; ribosome
Molecular function (GO): structural constituent of ribosome; large ribosomal subunit rRNA binding
Source: RefSeq, a predicted model, not a curated record
CGCAUUACCUAUGGUACUUCCCUUCGAAUAGGAAAUGGAAUUUGACAGGGCUCAAAACAUUUGUCGUCCGCUUCUUUCCUUUUAAUUAAUCUUUUCAAGUUCGGAAAAGAGGAAUUCAAAACUCACAACUAUGCCACCAAAGUUCGAUCCAACAGAAAUAAAAUUAGUUUAUUUGCGGUGUGUUGGUGGUGAAGUAGGAGCUACAUCGUCUCUUGCACCUAAAAUUGGUCCGCUCGGUUUGUCCCCGAAAAAAAUUGGUGAUGAUAUUGCCAAGGCAACAUCAGAUUGGAAGGGUUUGAAAAUCACAGUAUGCCUAACAAUCCAAAACAGACAAGCCGCUAUUUCUGUUGUUCCGUCUGCAGCUUCCCUCAUCAUUAAGGCUCUUAAAGAACCACCAAGGGAUAGGAAGAAGCAAAAGAACAUCAAACACAGUGGAAACAUAACUUUUGAUGAUAUCUUAUCAAUUGCCAACCAAAUGCGUCCUCGUUCCAUGGCCCGAGACUUGUCUGGAGUGUGCAAGGAAAUUCUUGGCACCGCUCAAAGUGUUGGUUGCACUGUUGAUGGAAGACCCCCGCAUGACAUCAUUGAAGAUAUAAAUGCCGGCGCAAUUGAAGUUCCACUAGAAUAGAGUAAAGAAUUACUUUGAAUUAAAGUGUUUUUUAUAAAUGUGAAUUAAA